This is a messenger RNA of Sipha flava (yellow sugarcane aphid), 569 nucleotides long. RefSeq lists its product as uncharacterized. The coding region runs from base 1 to 342 and encodes 113 amino acids. The record is from RefSeq and is a predicted model, not a curated record. Lineage: Eukaryota; Metazoa; Arthropoda; Insecta; Hemiptera; Aphididae. The transcript is spliced from 4 exons.
AUGUCAUUCUUUAAAACUGCCAGACCUACAACAAAAAAAGCAGCAAAAGGAAAAUUGUUGGACUGCUUUAACAAUCGCAGAAGAGAUUAUAAAAAAUCUGGUGUCAUAACAUCACAUUCUAGACAAGCAGCCUCACCUAUUGAACAACAUUCUUUAAACUUAAACACCAUAAACUCUGUUGAAAAAUAUUGGAGUAUUAUCAGAAACUAUAGACUUAAACAUUUAUUUAGUAUAGAAACUCAAACAGUCUGUCAAUAUAUGAAUGAGUUUCCAGUAUUAAAAAAACCCAUGGGAUAUAAUCUUGUCCAAACUGCUCAUUUGUUUCAUCUUCGCCGGUACUAAAAGUAUUGACACCGCAACAUACAUAUAAAAAUACCACAACAGAUAGUAAUACACCUGUUAAGAAUAUUUCAAUAUGCGAAAGUAGUCCUGCAUCAUUAACAACUAUUUCUCUUACUACGAAAAAUUGGGUGUCAAAUUUAAUUAGUCUUCCAAAUGUUAAUACUGUACCAAUAAAAAAAACUCGUAAUAAUACAAGCAACCCGAAAAAUUUGAUUGUUCAAAAUAAU